Molecule: messenger RNA, 1834 nt
Organism: Drosophila grimshawi
Lineage: Eukaryota; Metazoa; Arthropoda; Insecta; Diptera; Drosophilidae
Exons: 2
Coding region: 657-1649 (330 amino acids)
Source: RefSeq, a predicted model, not a curated record
CUGCCAACUGGGUAAACGUUCUCUGAUUUUAGAAGCCAGCAGCCCAACUGAAUAAAUAACAGCAAACUGCAAAACAGACACUUUAACACAGCGCACCCGUAUCUAUUAUUUUGGUUGCCAGCCCAACAAUAUUUCUAUUUCUAUGUGGCUGUGGUUGGUCGCCUUAAACAUUGCGGUUUUGCAAAAUUCGAGAGAGAACAAAAAAAAAUUGAGCAAAAGGCUGAAGUCAAACACACCAAAAGUGGGGAGCAAAAGCUUAAAUUGUUAACCUUUCGGGAAUAUCAAGCAUUUAAGAUUCACAGCCAGCCAGCCAGGCAGGCAGCCAGCCAGGCAGCAGCAACAUUUAAGUUUUUUUUGUCAGGACGAAAUAAAGUUUUGCAAUACGGAUUUCGCCGCCCACAAAACCAACAGCCGGAGCAAAGCAGAAGGCGUCUGUCAGCCGUGCAAGUGCGCGUUGUGGCCCCAAAAGACGCCUAAGGACUUAAAGCAAUUUUUUUUUGGUUUUAUUUUUUUUUAUAUAUGUUUUCUUCUUUUUUUUUGGCUGGUAAGCUUGUGUAUCCUUUUCAAUUUGAUUUCAGGCUAAGUACUUUUGAAGGAUAUAAGCUUAGGUAAAGCAACAGCAGGAGCAACUAUUGAAUCAUUCUGGCUCAGGCACAAUGAGCAAAAAAAAUAGCCAAAUUGGGAAAACGGCGAAUGCAUCGCCGCAUGAUGGCCACCCUCCUUCGAUUGUCAGACCUAAUCAUGUCAGUGAAGCUGCCCAAACUAAUAAACCGAACGCAUUUAAUGACAUUGCAGGCGUGCCGUUCUUGCUGGUCGAUGGAAUAUGUGCGACUACGCGUCACCAGCUGCAUGUGGCACUCUUCAAGCGGGAGGAGAAGCGCAUGAAUUGGGUGCAAAAACAAUGCGCAGUGCUUCCUUGGUUGGAGUACGAAAGGUCCGCAACAAGUGUUGAGCCCACAACCGAUUCGGGGAAAGCUGAUACUGAUGAACUGAAUUUCCAGGAUGAUCUCAAACUGUUAACAUUAGCUGUGCUGACAGUAGAUGAAGAAGAGACUAAAUCGAUAAUGCCUAUUGCGAAUUUCGCUCGUACCGCAAAAUUGGUGCCAAAUGUUUCAAGAAUCGAGGAAAUUCGUGUUCAGUUGGAACAGCUACGUGAGCAGCAGCAGAAUGGAAUAGUGUCUUCCGUAUCACGGGCAAAGCAAAUUAACCUCAGCCGCCAAGACACGUUUGACAUUAAUCGAAAUGAGCCGAUUCAGGCGACCUCAUCAUGUAUCUGCCUAAGGUCCCAUCCGACUUCACAGCGUCUGAUGCGUGCCGCCACCAUAAGCCAACUGCCUAUAGCCAAAUCACAAAAUAUCUGCUCGUACAAGGGUAGCACUUCAACCUUAUUACUAACUGAGAACAAGCCCAGCAGUUUACGUCUGUCCAAAAAUUUGAGAUCACCCCAAUUGCCGAUUAUCAAUCAGAUUCGUAAUCUGCUGAAGAACUUGCAGUUCCCGCAUCCAGCGCAGGAGAAACGCCGGCGAAGUGAAGGUUCUUUCUCCUACCUUGUUACCGUUUCACCGUCGGCGGACUGUACCAGCUGCAAAGUACAACCACUUCCAGAGAAGAGCAAAAAUCCAAUGGCAUUACCAAAAGGCACACGUUGAAAAUUCCACCACAUUUCAUUAUAUUGCAUUCUUCCACAUUUCACAAGAUUCCCAGAUUAAUAAUGUAAUUAACACUGCGAGUUCAACAACACGCAAGCAAUUUAUAUCCAUGAUUUCCAAGUCGUUUAUUCAUAAUUCAUGAAACAUAAAUUGUAAAUAGUUAUUUGAUUGAUUUAUUUAUAAUU